CAUAAUGUAAAUUGCUUCUAGAUUUGGCGUUUGAGUUAAAAUUUUGCAUUUUGAUGCUUUAAAAAUACGUUUCUUCUUCAAUUAAGGCAUUUAAAAUGUCUUCAAUAAAUAUUGGUUAAUUCCUUGCAAUGGCUCAAUACUAUCAAAUAGUUGGGCAAGGGCAUUCAGUGACUCUCGAGGAUCUACAAAGAUAUAAUUUAAUAUGUUCUGAUGGCAUUAUAGUUAAUCAAGAUGAUCAACAACAGUAUACACAACAGCAGGUGGUUGUUCAACGCACAGAACAGCCCAACGACCUAGUAGUAAAUGACAGUGUCCAACCUCAAUUAGUUGUUGGGGAUGGACUGCAAUAUCAGCAACAAUAUAUUAUCCGCCAUGAGCCACCAGCGCCACCACCACCUCUUCAUUCUGAAUUUCAACAACAACAGCAGCAACAGCAACAUCAACAACAAGCUCUCCAUAGACAACAGGUUUACUACACAUCUGAGGCACAGGUUGUGUUGCAACAAGCUCAGCAGAUCAUUGAUGCAUCUUUGAUGCAACAGUCAUCUACACAGCGUCCCCAACAUCUUCAACAGGUUACCCCAGCACAUGUGUUGUCACAGCCCACUGUGAUACAUCCUGCGCAACAACCGCCGCCGCAACCUCCACCCUCACAAACGACCGCUCAACAUGGACCUCCAGCAACCCCACCUCAACAACAACAGCAACAGAUGUCUCGUGCGUCACCUCAACUCAUGCAGCAUUUGCAACAACAUCAUCAGCAAAUCCAAUUGCAACUACAACAGCAGCAACAACAGCAACUCCAACAUCAGUUACAACAACAGCAGCAGCAGCAACAGCAUCAGCAGCACAUGCAAUCUCAGCAGAUACAGCCGCAACAAAUUGUAAUGCACACUACUUACGUUAAUCAAGCCGGAACUCCUACACGUCAAGCUCCACCCAGGUUGCUUAACUCGGGACUAACCAGCACCGGAGGAGGAGUGGCUUUGGUGCGUGCGGCCGCGCGGCCAGUGCGUCCUCGCAGACCCGCAAUGCGAUCUCCUAUGACUACACCGCCUUUAGUGCCACAACGUCUUCUGAACCCUCAACAUCAACAGGCUGCUGUAAGCAACGCGGUUAACGUGGGCAGCGGCCGCGGGCUAGGCAGCACAGUGGCAAGUGUAGCCAGCGGGGGCAGCGGGCGAGGGCUGGGGACGCCUGCGGCGGUGGGGAGCGCGGGGCGGGGCAUCCGUCCGCAGCGACCCGGGUCCCCGCGCGUCCUCAACCCGCACGCUGCGCAUGCGCAGCACCGCACCCCGAGACCACGCACACCGCUACUCGCCCAGCAGCAGCAGCAACAGCAGCAGCAGCAGCAGCAGCAACAACAACAACAUCAACAGCAGCAUCAACUCGCGCAGCAUGUUCUAAACCACCACCAGGGACAGCAAAUCAAUCAACUAAAACUCGCCACACAACAGCAACAAAUUUUACUGAACCAACAAAACCAGCCGCACACUCAGCUAUCCACACGUAUAAUAACCUCACAAGGAACCAUUGUGACACAAACAAUGAGCCCUGCAUCCUCUCACCAUACUGUACAACAAGCAAACCAAAACAACGGUCCUCUACCUCAACCUGUCCUAAACGCAACGCCACAACGAGCCUCUCCUCACCUCCAGCAAAUUCAGCAACAAGUUAAGAAGGUGGUUGUCCAACCAAACAACGCCAACGAUAUGGAUGAUCUCGAAGAAAGUAUAAAGGCUGCGAUCGUGCAGAAAAACGCUCCUAAUGUUAAUGAAACCUUAACACAACCUCAGCAAUUCCAAACAACCCCCCUAAGACAAAGCCAUCCUGUAGGAAUAACUCCAGGCCCACAUAACACGCCACAGCAACACCAAAUAAACUACAGCCCUCAACCCUUCCAACAGCAACAGAUUACAUUUGAACAUGCACAUGUGCAACAACAACACCAACAGCAGCAGCAACAUCAACAACUUCAACACCAGCCGCAACAACCACAACAACAUAUACAGCAGCAACCACAACAGCAGCAGCUUCAACAGACUCAACCAAUGAUUAGUCAAUUAUUAAUGGAACCAGACAAUCCAGAAGAUGAAAGACAGUUUAUAUCACUGGCAAGCGGGCAGCGGAUUUCAGUUGCGGAAUACAAGCGAAUUCACCACUCACGUAUGACACAACAGCAGCAACAGCAACAACUACAGCAAGUGAGAGAGAGCGGUCGGCAAACUUUGGUGCGUAGUAAAGAACAACAAAGACCUGUGCAAAGAGUUCCUCCGAUGCAAACCCAGCCCCAAUCGAAUCAUCUGGCAGCUGUAAACAGUGAAUCAAUGAGUGGACCGUCUGAACAAACAUCAGAGCCGCAAUCGGCGAAAAUGUUAAUUUUCCUACAAAAUGGAGAGCAGAGACUUAUUACUUUUACACUGCCUAAAGAAAGUUGCACACUGCAGGAAGUUCUUGAACAGUGUCAUGUACCUUUUACGGAAGAUACUCACAUACAAUGUAUGCAAAAUAGUAAUAGUGAAAUAGAUUACUUUGUAUCAGUAGGUUCCACUACGAGAAUAGAAGAGAUGCUAGAAAAUCACCCAAUGUUAGUUGGAGAUAUAAGUAGUAGAAGCUCCCCUAAUGUAUUAUCACAACCCCAGAGUAGUGAAAUGUCUACUCCCGAAAAGGGACCAUGUCCUGAUAAUGUAAAUAAUAGUCCUGAAUCUCCAGAACAAAGAUCACCGCCACCACGUUACGUUGAUGGAAUGUUGGCAGUCUGCAAGUCUUGUGGCUAUACCGGCUAUGACUUCAGCCGCUGUCAAAGAUGUAAACGAGUAUUCACGGAAGAACCUAAAAGUAUACCAAUAGCUAGUAAGAAAGUAGAACAAAAGAAAAAAGAACCAGAAAAACCAUUAUUAGAAAAACAGAUCACUUGUGGCGAAGGUAUAAAGUUAAAUUUAUUGAAGUCUACAGUGAAAACACUAACCAGUAAAGCUGUUGUGCAAGAAAAAAAACCUGCUAGAGUUAGAAAGCCUAGAGGAAAGCAACCUGAUCCCGAACCAGUUAUAUUAACCUUGAGUUCAGAUGAGGAAGACUCGAAUAGUUCUAUGGUCAGUAAUCAGCACGAACAAUCAAUAAAUAUAAAGGAACCUUCACUCAGUGAAAUUGAAAGUGGGACCCCGGAUAGUGGCAUCGGAAUGGACCAUAUGGACGAUGAAAGCAGAGAAGAGAUUUCUCAGAAUUUACAAGGUAUUGAAGCUUUCCUCAACUGUCGAACAAUAAGAAUAGGUUCAUACAGAUACACACCAAAAGAAAAGGUACACAUAUCAAUAAGGGGCAUAAAGAUUGUGGCACCAUCAUUAAAAAAUGAAUCAAGGGAAGUUGCACUUCAAAUACCAUUGAAAGAAAUUGUUAGAAUAUUAGUGCAUUUUGGUAAAGGAUUACCAGUUGUUUUCUUAUAUACUAUGAAUAAAUGUGGUGUACAUAUAAGGAAAGCGUUAGAUAUGGUGGAUGAAUCAGGUUUUUACUAUAAUCCUAUGUCAAAAGAAGACCCUUACAAAAGGAUAACUUUGUUGCCUGAAGGAAUGACAGAUGAAGCUAAAAUUGCCUUUAAAGCAUUGUUUGGGAAAGUAAUGGAUGAACUGAGUAAUAGAGAGGCUAAUGAAAUCCUUGUUAGGACUUGUCCUAAGGAGAGCAAUAAUGUCUCAAAAUUGACCACCAGAUCCAUGACAGCUGCCAUUGCUUCAGGAGCUAAAAGUUCUAAUCCUGCUGAAAUACGCCAGAUUUUAAUAUAUCCCCCAGGAAAGGGCGGGAUUCCAAUUAAUACAGAAGAUUACAUGUGCCUAGCUCAAGACCAGUUCUUGAACGAUGUUAUUAUAGAUUUUUAUUUAAAACAUUUAGUUCACGAUAUUUUAACACACAGUCAGAGAGAAAAGACUCAUAUUUUUAGCACAUUUUUUUAUAAAAGGUUAACAACUAAACCCAGCAAAGUGAAUAGAAGUUCAAAUCCUCAUGAAUGGGAUAGUAAUUUAACACCAGCUCAAAAAAGACAUGCAAGAGUGAAAACUUGGACAAAGAAUGUUAAUAUAUUUGAGAAAGACUUUAUUGUAGUUCCUAUUAAUGAAAAUUGUCACUGGUUUGUAGCAAUUAUAUGUUAUCCCAGCUUGGAGGGAUGUAGAAGUAUGAUUGACAACAGGACAGUUAUCCCACAACAAAUUAAAAAGAGAGAGCGCAGGUCGUCAAUGCAGAUAGGCAGCACAACAAUCACCCCAUUAACAAAACAGGAGCAAUUGACAUUGAAUUGUGAUUCAGACAAUCUAAGUGAAAGGGAUGAAGCUGAAGCUGAGGAAAGUGAUUUAGAUAUGCAAUGUGACACGGAUGACGAGGAACAAGAAAAACCUCCACCUGAAAAGAAGCCUGAGGUGGCGGUUGUUAGAAAAAAUGAACCAAUUAAACAACCUUGUAUACUAAUAUUUGACUCAUUAGCUGGUGCUUCCCGAUCUAGAGUUGUGGCAACAUUACGUGACUACUUGACAUGUGAAUAUCAGACGAAGAUCUCCAAAAGCAAAAUAUUCAACAAAGACAACAUCAAAGGGUGCUGCCCAAAAGUGCCUCAACAAAAUAAUUUCACUGAUUGUGGAUUAUAUCUUUUACAAUAUGUAGAACAGUUUUUUAAGGACCCAGUAAUGGAUUAUUCAUUGCCUAUAAAGCAAUUGUCAAAUUGGUUUGAUGAAAUAGUUGUAACAAGAAAACGAGAAGAAAUAUCGAAUUUGCUGAAAACUUUAAUGCACAAAUUUAAUCCAGACUCGCAUUUAGCUUUGCCUGACAUCACAUUCCCAACCUUAAAUGGUAAUUUAAUUGAAACAGAAGAACAGGAUGAUGGCUCAGAUGGUGACAAGGGCACUUCAAGUUUAAACAAAGUCCAAAAAUGUGAAGGCAAAAAUGAAGGACCAACCAUUACAUUUGUGAAACAAACUUCUACUGGUGAAAUAUUAGUGAAACGAAAUUUUGUUGACUCCGCUGAUACUAUUCACCUUAGAAAAUCAAUAAGAGUUUCUAGCGACAAUGAAAAUAGGUCAUUGGUGCAAAUAAAACCAGAAAUGAUAAAGAACAGUGAAAACCAAAUUAUUUAUAAACUGCACCCUAGUGAUUUGGUUAAAGACAUUCAAAACACUUUAAUAGUAAAUAAGAGUAAAACUUUAAGUGACAAAAAGUAUGGUGUACAUAAUCAAAAUGUAUCCAGUGUGAACUGUGUUCGACAAAAUGUUAGUGAAAAUGACAGUAAUUCCUUUCUCAAAGGAAGAAGGAUAAAUAAACUAGAAGAUGUGGUGACGGAAUCAAAUAAAAAGUUUAAAAGAAAUGAAUGUUGAAACUGUUGCCUGUCCAUUUAUCCAAUAAAUUAUUAUAACUUAAUAAACUGUAUAGUUGUUUUGAGGAAUUGUAAAUAUUAGGUAAUGCUAUUUACAUGUAUUUAAUACUGUAUCUUGUUUUAUAAGGAUAAUGUAAAGAUUUUAAAAAUAAUGUACUAUAUAGCUUCCAUAAAUACAAAAUGAUAGUAAGUUAAUAACUAUGUGAUUUUCUUGUUUUAUUACUAGACAUUUUCUAUUUUAGGUAUAAGAUCCUAGACAAAUAAAAUUAAAUCGAAGUAUUCAA
Molecule: messenger RNA, 5634 nt
Organism: Pararge aegeria (speckled wood butterfly)
Lineage: Eukaryota; Metazoa; Arthropoda; Insecta; Lepidoptera; Nymphalidae
Exons: 29
Coding region: 129-5351 (1740 amino acids)
Biological process (GO): protein desumoylation
Cellular component (GO): cytoplasm; nucleus
Molecular function (GO): SUMO-specific endopeptidase activity
Source: RefSeq, a predicted model, not a curated record